GUUAACAGACUGCAUCUCCCAAAAUGCAGCGUGUUUUAAUUUCCAUGAUGGCCGAAUGGUGUAAGCCUGCAGGAAGAGUGAGAGGGGUGCUGUUAGAUAUUAGUGGGGUUCUGUAUGACAGUGGGGAAGGAGGAGGGGUUCCUAUCCCCGGCUCAACGGAAGCGGUGAAAAGACUCAAAGAGGCCAACUUAAAGGUGCGCUUCUGCACCAACGAAACUCAGGCCACCCGGGAGAGGUUUGUGAAGAAGUUGCAGAGCCUGGGGUUUGAUAUCGCUCUCGGAGAAGUCUUUGCUCCUGCCCCUGCCGCUUGCCAAAUUUUGAAGGAACGUGGACUUAGACCACAUCUCCUCGUACAUGAUGAUCUUCUGCCAGAAUUUAACCAGAUUGACCAGUCAAAUCCCAACUGUGUCGUGAUUGGAGAUGCUGCAGAUAAUUUUUCUUACAAGAACCUGAAUGAGGCCUUUCAAGUUCUGAUAGGCCUGGAAAAACCUGUCCUGCUAUCUCUUGGCAGAGGGCGAUAUUAUAAGGAAACGGAUGGGAUGAAACUUGAUGUUGGAGUUUACAUGAAGGCAUUAGAGUUUGCCUGUGAUAUCGAAGCCGAAGUUGUAGGCAAGCCGGCAAAAAUGUUUUUCUUGUCCGCUUUAUCUGACAUGGGCUUGGAGCCAGAUCGGGUCAUCAUGAUCGGGGAUGAUAUUGUGAAUGAUGUAGGUGGAGCCCAGCAGUGUGGUAUGAAGGCUGUCCAAGUAAGGACAGGAAAGUACAGAGGCCAGCUAUAUUCCUGGAGGAAUGGAAGUUAGAGAUCAGGUUAUCCUCAUACAUUCUACAAGGCAAACUUGAGAAACAGAUCCUUGAAUGCAGGUUGCAAGUCUGCCCUCUUGCCUGGGGAACGUUUGGACCAGGAAAGGCUGAAGAGGGAAAAUACGGAUUUAUACAGAUUUUUAUUUUCUAAUCUAGUUUACUGCAUCCCUGAACUGUAGCAAUUGUAAUUGUUACAGACAGGAGUGGGGGAGUGGGGUUGGGGUUAAUUUAAGCAGCCCUGAUUUCUCCUCUCACCACCUGUCUUUAAACUGAAAGGUGUUUUUUGGUUUUUUAUUUCCCCCUUUACAAGUGGUGGCAUAUUUCCCCCAACCCCUCAGUUUCGAGUGAUCCAAUCCUCUAUUAAUAAUCCCACAGCAAACUCAAGAUAAGGUAAAAUCAGAGGGUUAAUUUAUUUCUCACACACAAAAUGCAGGAAGGGGUUUUGCAAUGUCCACCCCGUUUUGCACUUAUACAAUAAAAGAGGGAUAAGGCAAAGGAAGGGGGUCAGGGCAACGACCACAGACAAAAAAUUACGAAUUAUGGUUUCACUUGAGUCCAGAGUCCAGAAUCAAAAAGUCCAAUGGUGUAUUCCUUCAGAGGAUAGCAGGCUGAAACUGUUGUAUGGUGAUCCGCUUUCCCAGAAGCGAUGACCUCCAUGAUGGAAGAAGGCAUAUAGAGACAAAUUAGCCUUGUAGACACAGAUACAGAAGUUCAAAUGUUCUAGUAGAACACAGUGUAGAUGAGGGCCAGGCAAUUUAAACCUGGGCAGAGCUCUUUGCUACCUGUUAGGUAGUAAAUGGUAGACAGAGUCAGGCUGUUAGCCUAGAGUCCUGCUUUUGUUCUGGAGCUAAACAGUGACUGAGGAUGGAACUCAAAGACUGUAUAAUUAAAGCAAUUCAAACUGCUCAAGUAUCGGUCAUGUGACAGGUUGGUUUCAGAUCAAACUAUUCAGCUAACGGAGCACGCUUGUUAAUACCCAAUGGGUAAAAUUUUUCGCUCGGCAACUGGCCUGUGCCCAACCCAACUGAGCGUAAAAUGAUGCACGAUGACGUCGGGCAAGCGUCCCAUUGUCAUCACACACUCACAGGAUAUUUCGGUCGGGCGCACGCCAGAGUCAGCAGCGCGUCCACUGACAACUAAAAGACCUAUUUAAGGCCAUUAAAAAGUUAAUUGAAAUAACUUUUUUGCUGCCUGUACAACCUUACAGUUGGCAGGCAAGCAAAAGUGCCAAGCAGACUUUGCACUUUUUUGGAAACCUCAUCCACAGGCGGCAUGAGAUUUCCAAUAGUAAAUGAGAAUAAAAUAAAAACUUUCAUUUUUCAUUAAUAACAUGUCCCUGCUCAUGUGACAGAGUCACAUGAGGGGACAUGUUUCAUUACAUUUUUAUUUUUUUUAUUUUUUUUUUCAUAUAUCUUCAUCUCCCUGAGGCAGCUCUCUGUUUCCUGCUACCAGCAAUUGAGUUUCAUGGAAAGUAUUACUGGUUGAAGAUUGGCCUUUAGACUGAUAGUAAGAGAAAUAAAUCAAAUGGGGCAAGAGAAGGCAAAGGACUGGAGAGAUCAGGAGCUGUAGAUAAUGUGACAGACUUCCGGGGCAGAAAGAAAAAAAGAAUGUGAUAUCCAUCUGCUAAAGAGAACUAAGAGAGAACAAGAUCUAAGAGAGUGUCUCUCAGCUGCUGUAUCUCAAGUGUAAAUUAAUUUGAUCACAGCAUAUUUGUAAAAGGAGAAUGGAGAGGCUAUAGUGGACAGCGAUAUUUUGUAAGUGAUGGAAAUGCAGCUACAAAUGCAUGACACUGCCUUAAUCCACCUUGAAGUGAAUGUACCUGUACCUUCCUUUGGCUUGGUGUCCAACUUUUCCUGUUCUUACCUUUGCGAAGUGUUGGAACAUUGUUCUAUAUUAAAGAUGUUAUGCAAACAAAAAUUAUCGCUUUAACGUUGUUAUUCAGUAAAUAUUGUAAUUACUAAUAAAGUUUAACUGGUAGCA
Carcharodon carcharias (great white shark) is the source of this 2778-nucleotide messenger RNA. Its product is annotated as phospholysine phosphohistidine inorganic pyrophosphate phosphatase. NCBI's taxonomy places the organism in Eukaryota, Metazoa, Chordata, Chondrichthyes, Lamniformes, Lamnidae. The transcript has 7 exons. Gene Ontology annotation, cellular component: cytosol. The record is from RefSeq and is a predicted model, not a curated record. Gene Ontology annotation, biological process: dephosphorylation. Bases 24 to 797 code for a protein of 257 amino acids. Gene Ontology annotation, molecular function: phosphatase activity; inorganic diphosphate phosphatase activity.